Dovyalis caffra is the source of this 4683-nucleotide messenger RNA. Lineage: Eukaryota; Viridiplantae; Streptophyta; Magnoliopsida; Malpighiales; Salicaceae. The record is from the annotation of a GenBank genome assembly.
AUGAAGGUCCUUGCUAAAACUGUUGAUGAUCUCAUGACUUCUUUUCUUGUCUCUGAUCUUUGCAGGCAGGCUAAAUGGAUGAAGAUUCUAGUGGGGUUGCUUGAUCUUCUCCUUGCUCAUGCUAAGAAGAUAAAGAUAAGGCAAGACAGCAGUACGGGAAGAUAUAGUUGUGGAGAAGCUGAAGCUGCUGCUGCUGCUGCUACUUAUCCCUCAUGUUCUUCUUCUCAACUGAAUAGUAGUGAUGAGAGGGGUUCCCAGCUUCCCAAUAAUACUAUUAAUAAGCUUCCUCCUCCUAAUUUGUCAGAGGUAGUAGUAGUAGAUCUGCCAAACCCAAACCCAAACCCAUCUCUUGAUCAUCAUACCCCACUUCCUCAUUUCUCCAUAAGAGAUUAUGUAUUUAAAGCCAGGAGCAAGGAUAUCAAGAAUAGCUGGCCUUUUUCUCUAAAAAAUUUUCAACUUUGUGUGAAACAUGGCGUGAAGGACGUGUUGCCGCAAUUUCAACCUCUUAAUACUGUAAGAAACGAGUCCUUAAGGAGAUGUACGGGCGAAACCGGUUUAUUAGUUGAGCAGCAAAACAUCAGCGAAAGAAGCAAUUUUGACAAGGAGACUUCUACGCCAGACAAUCAUGUGCUGCUAGACUCAUCUGACGAUGCUCCAUUGAAUACCAAGCUAGUAGAAUCUUGUGUAGACGUUAGUUCAUGUAGAUCUGGAGAAGGAAAUGAUUUCCCUUCGACCACAACAAGCGAGAUAGACUCAGUUCCUGAUAGCAGGCAACCUAGAUCCCCAUUAGAAACUCAGACUUUGGUCAAAGCCGCAGUUGAAGUUGAAGCUCCUGUGACCCAGAAGACUGAAAGCACCUCCAGGCCAUUGGCUAAGAAGUGCAGGCUGAUUGUGAAAUUUGGUGGCAACUCUGAUCGUAGCUCGGCUGAAGAUAUUGCUUCUAAUUGUACUACUGUAUCAGAAACAAUGGCUUCAAAAGUUUGCCCUGUUUGCAAAACUUUCUCAUCGUCAUCAAACACAACCUUGAAUGCUCACAUUGAUCAGUGCCUUUCUGUAGAAUCAACACCCAAGUGGACAGCUGAUUCUAAGCUAACAAGGUAUAGAAUUAAGCCGAGGAAGAACCGCUUGAUGGUGGAUAUUUAUGCUACAGCUCAAUAUUGCACGUUAGAAGAGCUUGAUCGAAGAAAUGGUACGAACUGGGCCACCAUGUCAAGCUUGCCUGGGCAAGAGACUGAGAAGAGUGAUACACCUAAUGAAGGGAAAAAGCAAAGGGUGUCUCCAAUUCAUCCUGAGGAUGCUGGUGACGUAGGUCCGGUUUAUAUUGAUGCAGAUGGCACCAAAGUUAGGAUUUUAUCACAGUUUAAUGAUACAUCAACAGUAGCAAAAGUUAGCGAGGAUAUUGGAGCAAGAAGAGAGGAUGUUGGAGCAAAGAAAUCUUUGAAAGGAGGCAAAGCAAGCAAAUACAUCUCAAAGAAAAAGAAAAAAGGUUUAUCACAAAAGCAUCAGAAGUAUCUAAAACUUGCUUCUCAGGGCAAAAAAGUUUUCUUCCACAAAGCGCCUGCUUCUCAGUUAGUUUACCCGUUGUGUUCUAAUGCCAUUGAGAAGCUUAAUCAUGUUAUGUUUUGGGGCGAAAUUCAUCUUGGAUGCUUCAGAGGUCAAGAAGAAUUUAAUGGAGAGGAAAAAAUUUGUGAGAAAGAACAUCAGAUGUUGAAGCAAAUCAAUCCCAGUGAUGGUGGGACAUUAAGACCAUGGGUUUGCUCCAAACGAAGAGGUUUUCCAAAGAAGAUUUCAACUCAAGAGGGUGAUCAACCUGUCAGAUGUAAGUGGAAUUUGGCUCAGGACUUGCUGGUUGAGAAUGAUCAAUCAUUCACGGGUGAUCAUCUUUCAGAGAGGAGCUGCACACAGAAAUCUGUCAUUUUGUCUGAUAAUCCAAUAUCUUCGCCUAGAAACAGUGAGAGGAUGGAGAAACCAUUUCUUAAGGACCAGGUUAACGAGAGGAGGGAGCACUCUUCUGGAAGAAAGACAGUAGGGAAUCUCCUGAUGGGAGACAGGAUUAGUGGCAAAGGGGAUAAGUUGUUUCCACCAAUGAAACGGAAUGCCAAUCAGUUGAGCAAAGAUGGCACUUCUAUCCGUGAUAGCUGUUUGCUGAGACCUCCAAACUCUCCCAGGAAUAGCGUCUCUUCACUAACCAAGAAGAAGGUCCAUACUGAUGCUGAUACAAGUAAUAAUUCAGAUGUCUCUCCCAUUGCUAGCACAAAAUCAUCCCGGAGUUCUCAUGCAGUUGUAAAGAGAUUCUCCUCCUUUAGGAAAAGUGUACUGUCUGUCAGCAGCCAAUCUUCUGAGACUGAAUCCAGGCCAAGCAAAGUUAAGAGAUGGUCAACCCUUGACAAUUCGCAAGAGCCUUUUACGUCAGAAAUAGAUGAAGAGGCAGUGGGUAGGCAUUCGGAUGUUGAUGAACAGGAUGAUUUGAUGCAGGAUCAGACAGAAAAUCUACAUGAAAGGGAAGAAAUAAUUGAUGAGGUGUCUCUCGGUGGAAGCCCUGUCCAUGAAGCUAGGCAAGAAAAAAGAUUGUCAUGUAGUUCUGAAAGGCUGGAAACCUUGACUUCGAGGAGCUCAAAAUCUGCACCUCACUAUGGUCUUGUUGAGGGGAUAAAUGUAGAUUCUUCAGCUAGAGUUGAUGAUGGUUAUUUACACAAAGUUGAGUCCCUAGAAUCUACUGGAACAGAAGUUCCAAUCCAUGAGGACAUUGUUGUUGAAGCAUCUUCCAAGACUUUGGAUGGGAGGAGGAGUGCCACUGAUAUGAGUAAAUCUGUCAACACUGAAUUUUACGAGCUGGGUAUUCCUUCAAAGGUCCAAUCAAUUCAGUCUAUUGAAGAUUAUGAAGGACUUUUAAGUCGAAGCGAUGGAUCAACUGGUCCAACUGAGCCAGGUUUUGUCCAUGACCGAGGGAUGUUUUCUGCUGCUGAAGCUGGCCAUGGCAUGAUGUGCCAAAAUGCUGGCAUGGGGGUGGAAUUGGAUUCUGAAGCUGCGAAAGUAGACUCUUUUCCUGAGGUUGAUCCCAUUCCAAUUCCAGGACCACCAGGGUCAUUUUUGCCAAGUCCUAGAGAUAUGGGCUCUGAAGAUUUUCAAGGGAACUCUUCAUUGACUACUAGCCGGGUUCAGUCUUCUCCAGAUCAACAUGAUGUGAUUGACGGAGAUUCAUCAGACUCCCCUCUAUCUGCAGCUUCGACCAUCUCUAACUCCAUGGCUGGUAGAUCUGAUUUCAAUUAUUCGGAACCACCAUCAUCAGCUGGACAUUAUGUUUUUCAAGACAAGAUUAGGUCAGGCUUAGUGUCUUCUGGAAUCGAGCCUUUGGCACACAAUGCUAGUGCAGUUCCACAGGCAGCAACUAUGGGCGUGGAAAGAGCUACUUUUUCUGGACAGUACUUGAAACUAGAUAGGAUAUCUACUGAGAAGGAAUCUUUUGGCCAAAAAAAUGAUCAGCCAUGCUGUUGCCAAAGAAAGGAGAGAUUUGUUGAGAGUAUUGCUCCAAAUCACCAAGAAUCACAGCUACUAAGGCGGCGGAAAGUGGCAUCAAUGACAAUUCCUUCUGUUGGCAAGCAAAUGGGUUGCAAUUCAAACCCAACACCAAUUAAUUUGGACAUCAGGCCUGAAUUAGUUCCUCUGAACAAUUACUCAGCUUCAGGAUCUGAAAAACCCCUCAUCAAGCCCCCCGCAGAUCCUAUUCUUUUGAAGGAGUCUCCCAAUAAUUCUGGAGUGAGGUUCUUGGCUCGUGCAGAUGGUGAUUCUGCUAGUCCAUCUGCUUCUAAUCCUAUACUCAGGCUGAUGGGGAAGAACUUAAUGGUGGUCAACAAAGAUGAUAAUGCACCCAUGGCAAUUGGGCAGGUCCAAGCUUGUGCUCAAAAUAUCAAUCAAACUUCUCCCUUUCCGACAAUCUCUCAAGUGUCUCCUGGCAAUAUUCAGAAUAAGGACAGUCAUUCAUUUCAUCGCAUUACCCCUCAAGGUUCUGUCAUCUUUAGUCGGGAUCCAUACAAGACAGCAGCUCAACGUUUUGAUGUUGGGUUGUCCAACAGUUUUGGAAGCCACACUGAUUCGAAGCUACCCCGAGCACCAUCACAGUUACCAGCAGGCAUGUUUUGUGACCAACAUAGUGAUGGUGGUUUUGCAACAUCCAUGAAGCUUCGACAGUGCAAAGAUGAUUACAAUUUUGCAAGUUCGCAGAACAGGCUAAAGAGAAGAUUAAAUGCCUUUCCUAUGUGCACCGUGCAGAAAGCUACAGAAGUUCCUGACCGCCAGUGCAAGCCUGCAGAUUCAUCUGCUCAUCCCGUAAAAGAAAUCAUCAUCAUUGAUGAUGUUCCUGAAAGUCAAACUGUGGGGAUCACUGACAUUACAAAAUACAACGAAGGCUGGAGGGAAAGACAAGUGGUUUCAUCUGGCAUCUCACUACCAACCACCCCGAAUUAUAAUGCAAGUACCGUGAAUCCCUAUACUUGUUAUCAGUCACAAGACCACCCUCCACUUGGUGGAACACCGGUGUUGCACAAUGGCAACUUUCAUGCAACCGCCACCAGGCUAGUUAGUACGAGUCCUGUUGUGUUGCAACGGAAUCCUUUUGUGACUGCAUCAAACUCAUCUGGUCAUCUAAGAUCUGCAUCGCUGUAUUAUUCUCCAAGCCUUUCAUAG